AAAUCAAAAAGUCAAAUGCGAAAGAAGAUCGCUUCUUCUUCUCCAAUCGGAGAUAGCGUAGCAAAUUUCUUCUGAUUAUGUCUUUGAUAAACGAUGCGAGUAGUAGCCACGACGGCGGAAGCACCGGAGAAAGCGUAAUCGAUGAUCGUGGCCGCUACAGAAGCACUUGCGGCUACUGUAAAUCCCCAACUCGGUCAAGCAUCGCCCACGGUUUAUCUGCAGAGACUCUUACCGUUUAUGACUACCAAGCUCUUAUUGACCGAGGCUGGAGACGAUCUGGUUCCUAUCUUUACAAACAUGAGAUGGAUAAAACUUGUUGCCCUCCUUAUACAAUCCGUUUGAAAGCAAGUGAUUAUGUUCCUACUAAAGAGCAGCAGCGAGUUUCUAGAAGACUAGAAAGGUUCUUGGAUGGCAAACUAGAUGUGCAGCCCAGGGAACAAACAGAACAUUCAUGUGCUUCUUCCUCUGGUGGAGUUUUAGAUUCAGGGGAAAAAACAUUUGGAACUGCAAGUAGUGCAGAAAAGAAUAAAUUUGAACCAAUUAUGGAUGACUUGUCCAACAAAAUUCACCAAGCUGUGCAAAUAUGCAUAAAGAGUGGGGAAUUCCCUUCUAAUAUGCAGAUACCGACGAAAGGUUCAGUGAAGAAGGUCUUCUGUGCUAGAAGAAAGAAACUAGCUGAAGGAUCAGAACAACUUUUCUACACCAGCAACAUUGCUUUUCCAAUAGCAGCUGCAAUAAAAUGCACCCAGACAUCUGAGAAAGAGGAGAUGAACAAUGCUGGAAAAAACAGAUUAUCACCUGAAACUAUUUCUGAGAUGUUGUUGAGUGCUAUGAGUAAGGUGGGGGCAAUUCCUGAUUUUUCUAUUAAAGUCUGCAAGGGCCAUAUCAAUUUCUUUUCAGCUUCCGAAGAUUCUUUCUCUGAUAGAGAUGUUGUUCCUAAUGGUAACAUCUCGAGAGGGGCCAAUUCAACUGGUGAAGGUGAAAGCUUUAACACGAAGAUGGAUUCACAAAACCCUCAGACAAGAAAGCGAAAGCUGGAGAUACAUUUGAAAAGGUCUAGUUUUGAUCCUGAAGAACAUGAGUUAUACAAACGGUAUCAGCUGAAAGUGCACAAUGAUAAGCCGGGGCGUGUCACAGAAAGUUCAUACAUAAGGUUUUUGGUCGACUCUCCUUUGAUAUAUGUUCAGCCUUCUGGUGAUGAAAAGGUUCCGCCUUGUGGCUUUGGCUCUUUCCACCAACAGUACAGAGUUGAUGGGCGUCUAAUUGCUGUUGGGGUUGUAGACAUUCUUCCUAAAUGUUUGUCAAGUGUAUACCUAUUCUGGGAUCCAGACUAUGCAUUCUUAUCGCUCGGGAAAUAUUCUGCCAUGCAAGAAAUUAGUUGGGUCAAAGAAAACCAAACUCAGUGCCCUUCUCUUCAGUAUUACUAUCUUGGCUAUUACAUACAUUCGUGCAACAAGAUGAGAUAUAAAGCAGCCUACCGUCCAUCUGAGCUUCUAUGCCCUCUCCGUUUUCAGUGGGUUCCAUACGAAGUAGUGAGGCCGAUGCUUGAUAAAAAGCCAUAUGUCAUCUUGUCUGAUAUCGCCAGUUCACAAAAUCAAUCUUCUUUACUAACUCGUGCUUCUGAAACUCUCGUGGAACCAGCAGCAAGGGAACAUGAAGACAUGGAACAAGGGGAGACAAAUGAUAAUUUUAUGGGCGGCAGUGAUGAUGAUGAUGAUGAUGAUGAUGAAAUGUGUGAACUGGAAUCAGAGGAGUCUCAUAUUGAAUCCGGAUCCAAAGAUAAUGACAUUAGCAACAUCCCUAUCAGACUUUAUGGAUCCCAAUAUAGAUAUAAGGAUUUGAGGCAGAUAAUAACGCUAGAAGGGAGGAGGCAACUGGAACCGAUGUUAAAAAAGUACAGCAAGGUCGUGGGGGAUGAGCUUUCAGAGAGAAUGGUGUAUGAAAUCAAGUAAAGAAAGCAUGCCUGCUUAAUAAACCAACCCUCGUUGAGCUUUACUUUAGUAACAUUGUUUAUAGCAUUAAACUCAGAAUUGAUUGUGUAUCAUGUCUAAGUUGCUGUGUCAAUGUGACAUGGUAUCUUUCUUCAUGUUCUCAUUGCCUUGAUUUACCUUGCAAGUAUCAUUUUAAGAUUUUCUUUAUUA
Molecule: messenger RNA, 2141 nt
Organism: Capsella rubella
Lineage: Eukaryota; Viridiplantae; Streptophyta; Magnoliopsida; Brassicales; Brassicaceae
Product: arginyl-tRNA--protein transferase 1
Exons: 6
Coding region: 78-1952 (624 amino acids)
Biological process (GO): protein arginylation
Cellular component (GO): cytoplasm
Molecular function (GO): arginyl-tRNA--protein transferase activity
Source: RefSeq, a predicted model, not a curated record